Molecule: messenger RNA, 1434 nt
Organism: Anneissia japonica
Lineage: Eukaryota; Metazoa; Echinodermata; Crinoidea; Comatulida; Comatulidae
Exons: 4
Coding region: 1-1434 (477 amino acids)
Biological process (GO): chromatin remodeling
Cellular component (GO): nucleus
Source: RefSeq, a predicted model, not a curated record
AUGGACUUCCUAAUAAUCUCGGAGGAGAGACAGCAAGACAGUGUCAUCAGCAAACUUGACGAGAUAACUAUAUUCUUGUUUGCUGCGACAGUCGUCCGUAUAGAUGAUGUAAAGAACUGGAGAAAGGACACAACCCUGGGGAGAUCCGAUACUUGUGACAAUAACGUCCGAAUUGCCUUUGCGAUUCCAUAUGUGAUGCUCGAACUCUCUCGUCUUGGAAUAAAUGUUGCAGCUCUAAGUGAAACAUGGCUUACUGGAAGUGGAUCUGUUUGCGAGGCAAAUUAUACCUCCUUCUGGUGCGGUCAUCCUGACACCGUAAGACCUAAGCAUGGAGUUGGUUUUGCUGUUCAUAAUAGGUUACUUUCAUGUAUUCAGCAACCUAUUUCAAUUUCACCCCGUCUCAUGACACUCCGAAUGUGCCUAAAAUAUGGCUACAUUACUAUAAUAUCCGCCUAUGCACCUACACUAAUGGACAGUACUGUGUCCAAAGAGGAGUUCAAUGAAAUCAUUAGUGAGACCAUACUCAAUAUCCCAGCUGGAGAUAACUUAGCACUUAUUGGCGAUUUCAAUGCUCGCAUCGGCUCUGAUUUCAACUCAUGGAGAAACGUGAUCGGACCACACGGCAUUGGAAGAAUGAAUGAAAAUGGGCAACGUCUCCGUGAGCUUUGCGCAGACCACAGUCUCUGUGUUGCCAGCACAUACUUCAAGGGUCGUAUAUGCUCUAAAACCACCUGGAUGCAUCCUCGUUCCCACCGUUGCCAAGACCCACACCUGCAAUCAAUAUCUCUUUUACAAAAAAACGAUGCGAAUGUUGCCAAGUUGCAAGAACUUCUUGCCGGACAUUUUGCAACAACCAGGCCCAGUAACCCAGAAGCUGCUUGGUCUCGACUUCGUUCUGCAGUUACAGAAUGUGCUCUCAGUGUAUUUGGACGUAGCACACGUAAACAGCCUGCUUGGUUUACCGCAAAUGCUGUCCUAUUACUUCCAACUCUUCAGGCAAAACGCAUAGCAAGAGAUAAGGCUCGAAUACAAAACACCCGUUCUGCAAAAGCUGUUUAUAGGGCAGCAAAAAACACCCUCCAGCGAUUAACAAGAAAUGCCUUGCAUUUUUAUUGGAAGGAUCUCAGUGAUCGUAUCCAGAUGUGUUCAGACACCGGUGACCUGCAUGGCCUCUAUAAUGGUAUUAAAGAAGCUAUAGGGCCAGUUCCAAAGAAGAGUGCGCCUUUGUUAUCUAGGGCUGGAGAAGUCCUCACUGAAUCUGUAGACCAGCUUAAACGUUGGAUGGAGCAUUUCAGCUCUAUUUAUGCAACCGAUUUGGAGAUCAACUCAGCAGCACUUUCGACAAUUCAACAGGUCGCAACCAUUCAUGAUCUUGACAGAACCAUCACUAAAGGGGAGGUGCAACAAGCCAUACAUGGGAAAAAGAACAAUUAG